AUGUCCACUGCCCCCUUCUCCGAAGACGCUUUGAACCGGUACCGUAUAGCUCACCCAGACAGAGACCUCAAACCACUCCUCCGCCGUCUCCACCGCACCCCGGUUCCCUCGACCUCCGGUGAUGACUCUUCCCUCGAAGCCCACCUUCUCCAUCUCGAGCUCCUCAAAUGGAAAUCCACCAUAGAGCGUAUUACUGGAUCAGUCGCAAACCUUGACAGGCAGAAAGAGGAGUACACCAGGCAGGCUGAGGGGCUCAGGAAAAAGACGGAAGGUAUGAAAGAGGUCCUCGAGAGAGAGAAGAAGGAAUUGGAGAGAGCUAGGAUGAACAGGGAUCACAGGGCGAGAUGCGAUGAGCUAGCGUCUAGGAUAAAGUCCAGAGGGAGAGGAAGAGACGAGCUGGAUGCCGAAAUAUCGACCGUCCAGACCUCUCUAGAAGAGCAACGGGCCUCUCACGGCAUCUAUGCCCAGGCGGCCCAGGCGCGAGCAGAUACAUUCACACAGAUAUUAAACCUUGUCGAAAAGUGUCGAGGGAUCAAGCUCCCUGUUGACCCCACGCUGGCCGCAGUGGCAGUCGAAAAGGAAGACCCUCCCACAAUCAUUACCUCAGCCCCAAUCAACGUCACAUCGUCAGCCCCUUCCUCUAGCGGGCCUCCUUCCAGCGGCGCAGCUCCAAAGCUGAGCGCAAAUGCGCCGAUCUUCCAUCCACCUGCCAAACUCUCUGUUCCCUCGCACGAAUUGCCAAACCGUCCCUCGGCGUCUCCUAUAUCGUCCGCUAGCAACGGCCGAAAUAGCGCGAGACCACCCUCCUAUUCUUUGCCACAUAGGCCAUCGGGUAUGCGGACGUCUUCGACGCCAGCUGGUGCCGGGAACGGGAAACGAGGAGGGGGGCUGGAGGACGGGGAGGUUGGGGAGGAGGGCGAGCUAAGUGAAAGGAGCAAUUCUGGGGGCGGAGGCAAACGGGCACGAGAAGGAGACGGGGGCGGUAAACGAAGCAGCAGGCGGAGGAGAGAUUAA
Molecule: messenger RNA, 1014 nt
Organism: Cryptococcus wingfieldii CBS 7118
Lineage: Eukaryota; Fungi; Basidiomycota; Tremellomycetes; Tremellales; Cryptococcaceae
Exons: 2
Coding region: 1-1014 (337 amino acids)
Biological process (GO): mRNA processing
Cellular component (GO): THO complex part of transcription export complex
Source: RefSeq, a predicted model, not a curated record